Molecule: messenger RNA, 1212 nt
Organism: Angiostrongylus costaricensis
Lineage: Eukaryota; Metazoa; Nematoda; Chromadorea; Rhabditida; Metastrongylidae
Source: the annotation of a GenBank genome assembly
AUGCCAAUGGAUUGCAUGAUGGCUGACGGGCUGGGUGUCGGCAAGAUCCGUGCUGCUAUGUUAUGUCGGCAGGCUGUGCUCAUAGGUCAUGUGAUGGCAUGCUUGGGUGUGAUGAAUGGACGUCGUAGACCAGAUAAAUCUUUUUCUCAGCGCCAAACAUCUGUGCCGGCUGCCCCCACGCUCAGCAGCAGAGUGUUGCUGUUGCUUGCCAUAGCGUGCGCUUUUGCCGAUGACUCGAAAGAGAAUUCAAAUGAGGAAUCCAAGGAGAGGAACUACCGCAAAUAUAUCGGCGAGAAGGACUACAAGCUUCCGUUCAAGACUCGCGUCAGCGAGGCAUUCGUCGUCGGACAGACUAUUCAUGCUGUCGGAAUGCUCACCGAGAAGCCAACCAGGAUUGACUUCAAUUUCCACAAAGGUGCUGCCAAAGAUGCCGACCUACCAUUACACUUCUCCAUCCGAUUUGACGAAGGAUUUUUCUCUGGGAAACUCGUUUACAACACCUUCAAAGACGGCAACUGGUCGGAUAACGAACAACGCAUUUCUAAUCCGUUCAAAGCUGGCCAAGAAUUCGAUCUUCGAGUGAGAAUCCUCGAGGGGAAGUUCCAGGUAUUCGCCAACAGAGUAGAAGUCGGCAUCUUUGAGCAGCGUCAACCACUUGAUGGAGGUUUCACGUUUCAGAUCGACCAUGUGUCAAUCCGCGGUGAUCUGGAAAAACUACGUUUAUUCCACUACGGCGGUCGCAUUUUUCCGAAUCCUUACAUGGCAGUAGCUGAGCUGAAACCGGGAAAACGUCUCGACAUCUCCGCACUGGCCACUGGAAAGCGUGCUAAUAUCAAUCUCUAUCGCGAAAACAAAGAGUACGCUCUGCAGGUUUCGAUCCGAUUCAAUGAAGGCGCGAUCGUCCGAAACGCGAUGAACGACAAUGUGUGGGGCAAGGAGGAACGGGAGGGAGACAUGCCGAUCAGCAAGGGCGAAGUCCUCUGGCUGACUGUUGGUCGUUUCAGCUUUGAUUUGACGAUUAUCAACGAGGAGUUCUCUUUCCAAAUCUUCUUCAAUGGCAAGCGAUUCGCCUCGUUUUCGCAUCGCGGAUCGCCCACCGACAUAAAGACGCUCGAGAUCGACGGAGACGUCGAGGUAACUCUUCUCAGUUAUUAUUUCUCUCACUUCUUAACAAUUUCCAUUGCACAUAUCUCGAACAUGACCACUUUUUGA